This is a messenger RNA of Trametes versicolor FP-101664 SS1, 2570 nucleotides long. RefSeq lists its product as uncharacterized. NCBI's taxonomy places the organism in Eukaryota, Fungi, Basidiomycota, Agaricomycetes, Polyporales, Polyporaceae. The transcript is spliced from 18 exons. Gene Ontology annotation, molecular function: damaged DNA binding; fatty acyl-CoA hydrolase activity. Gene Ontology annotation, cellular component: peroxisomal matrix. The record is from RefSeq and is a predicted model, not a curated record. Bases 1 to 1878 code for a protein of 625 amino acids. Gene Ontology annotation, biological process: fatty acid catabolic process; nucleotide-excision repair; acyl-CoA metabolic process.
AUGAACACACCGGGUGCAUCCAGCUCACGCUACACGACACCUCCUCCGCGAGCGCCCCGGGCUCUGGACUUGACUCCAGAACAGGUCAAACGGAUUGAGCUGAACCGGCUCAAAGCGAAGGCCCGGCAACGCGAGAAAGAGGCACAGACAUCGGUUUCGUCCACCCAGAAUGCAAACGGUAAACGCCCUCUGGGCGUCGUAGCUGCAACCUCGAACUCUCCCACCGCGCCCAAGCCUCCGCCGAAGCUGAAGCGCGACUCUCGACUCGGGAAAUACUUCGAGUAUGAUUUGUCUAAGAUGGUCAACACCAAGGGCGGUUUCUUGGUUGAGGACGGGAAGGAGGUAGACGAAGAUAUGAGGGAGAAGGAGAAGGAGCGGGAACGGCAGCGGGCGAAGCAGAACUUGGAGCCUCCAAUAUUCCUGGAUCCGAAGCUCAACCCUCGUUGCAAGGAGUGCAACUCCAUGGACAUCGACCAGACAUACAAGAAGGUGUUCGGGUGUCUCGUGUGCAAUAAGUGCAAGAACGAGAAGCCGGAGAAGUACAGUCUGCUAACGAAGACCGAGUGCAAAGAGGACUACCUCCUAACAGAUCCGGAGCUCCGUGAUCAGGAGCUCAUGCCGCACCUGCUCAAAGCGAACCCGCACAAGUCCACGUUCGCCAACAUGAUGCUUUUCCUGCGCUACCAGGUCGAGGAGUUUGCGUGGAAGAAGUGGGGGUCGCCCGAGGCGCUGGAUAUCGAAUGGCAGCGGCGUGUCGACGAGAAGAAGAGCAAGAAGAACAAGAAGUUCGAGGAAAGCCUGAGAGAGCUGCGCCGUCGAACCCGAGAGACCGUAUGGCAGAAGCGGAAGGACAAGGAACACAAGCACAUCUUCGGCGUUGUGGAGAAGGACGCAGACGGUGUCGGCAAGCAAGUCUGUCAUGAGUGUGGAUUCACCAUCGACUGGGGACACGAACAAAUAUCCUCGGCCCUCGAGGUGGAACAGCUCGAUGUGAACCUCUAUCGGUCCAAGACGCUGUACUUGCCGCCGCGGGCCCGGGGUGUGUUCGGUGGCCAGGUUAUCUCGCAGGCGUUGGUGUCCGCGAAUAACUGCGUCGACCCCGCGUUCAGUUUACACUCCUUGCAUUGCUACUUCCUCCUGAGCGCAUCAGCCGCGGUGCCUAUUCUUUACAAUGUCGACCGCGUACGCGACGGCCGCUCCUAUGUGACGCGUGCCGUUCGUGCGGUCCAGCGCGGUCGCACCAUCUUCAUCAUGUUGUGCUCGUUCCAGCGCCCGGAGCCGCGGCAAUGUAACUUCCAGCUGCCUAUGCCGCCGAAUGUGCCCCCGCCGGACGCAUGUGAAGGCAUAGAGGCCAAUUACGAACGGUUGUUCAAGGAGACCUCGGAUCCCAAGGUCAAAGACUUCUGUCUCACCGCAUUGGAGGAACGCCGGCGCAGUCCCAUCGAGGUCAAGCUGGCCGGCGUGAGGGAAUCUGAGGACGGCAUGCCGACGUUCUUGUACUGGCACAAAGCGCGAAACACGCCUGUGCGCUACGAUCCUGCGUUCCAGAAGUGCAUUCUGAGCUACAUCUCAGACUCGCAAUUCAUCAGCGCUGCUCGUCGAACGUUGGCCUAUGUCAACCAGGGAGGCAAGGGUCCCACGACGGUCGUCAUGCAGACAUCCUUGGACCACGCUAUUAGCUUCUACAGUGACGACUUCGAUUGCGGUGACUGGCUGCUCUACGUCAUCGUCAGCGAGGCCGCGGCUAGUGGUCGAGGAUCGGUGCACGGCAGGAUGUAUACCCCUGCUGGGACCCUCGUCGCAGUGUGCAACCAAGAGGGUGUGGUUCGCAUAAACGACAAAGAGAUAGCCACGCCCUCUGCAAAGCCGAAGCUUUGAGCUCUUCCAGUUUCGAGUAUGUACACCCGGGGACAUUGUGCGUGCUGCUUGGAGUUGUAGAGGGUGAAGUUGGGGCAUGUUUGCAUACAUGGUCAUAUAGCGUACUUCACAUACAAUAAUGGAUACGGUGCAACCUUACAACCCUAGCACGACAUUUGCCACGGCCCGAGGAUCCUGGAGCAAACUGAAUGCGCGGGAGAUAGGAAGAUAGAUUGCGUAAGUAUACACUACCCGCGGUCGAGAGCUUUUCGGAGCGUGACAGAAAGCGUGGUGAGACAUCGAUGCGAUAAUCCAGGCGGCUAUGCUACUGCAUGGAGAGCGAAGGAGAGGGAGAGAGCCAGGAUCCAAAGAGACCGCUUAGUUCUUCCGACGGUACGAGCUCCCCUCCGUCAAUCUCGCCUUACCACCAGUAGGCUGGCAGAGGACGCUGCCGCAUGCCGCGCAGAGGACGACGGUCUGCGCGUGCGAGAAGACGGUCGUGAUGGCGAAGCAACCAGGGCACUUGACGUCCAUGAAGUAGGAGUUGGGGGACUGCACGAGGCGCUUGAGCUUGUGCCUGCGCUUCUCGGCAUCAGCGGAGGGGUUGAGGAGGUCGACGGCGAGAGUCAUUUUGUUGGCGACGGAGGGGGCUGUUGGAAGCGAGGGUCAGCGACGAAGGGAGUGGACUUUUUUACACGACGCCGAGGUCGACC